AGAGUGCCCUUUUUCCCUCUCUCCCAUCGAUUGAAGCGAGGGAGCUGCUGCUGUUGCUGCUGCUGCUGGAGGAAGAAAGAAAGAGCCAGCCACACACGCAUCUGCGGAGCAAAGAGAAGAAGGAGAAGGAAAGGAGGAGGAGAAGAGGAGGAGAGGAGGAAGGGCCAGACUUGAAGCUCUGGACCCAGCCAGGAUGACCCACCGCCCGGAGAAGGAGCACCACUGAGAAAUCCAGGCUCUUUCUCUCUUGCCUUCCAAAGAGAAAGAGUCUGCCUUGGCUCCCCGGGUGAGGGAUCCCAGCCGCCAGGCGAGAGGUCUUUCUGGCGGGGGAGGAGGCGACCCCUGGGCGAUUCCCUGGCCCCAAAGCACCCCUGGCGCCCUGGAUGUGGGAAGCAGCGGCGGCGGCGGUGGAAGAGGACCCCCGGAUCCCCGCGAAAUGUCGCAAUGGGAGGCGCGGGGUCUGACUCGCCCGGAGCAGAAGCAGCAGCAGCAGCCGCCGGAGCCGGAGCCCAGGCGGUAUGAAGCCGCCUCCGUCUGUCAGCCCCAGCAGCAGCAGCAGCAGCCCCAUCAGCAGCCCAGGACCCCCAGACCAGCCCGGCGGCGGAGUUGUUGGAGGAGGAGGCGGCGGUGGCGGAGGAGGAGGCAACAUGGCUCCGGCUGUUGAUGCCUGCGAGCCCGAGAACAGCAGCAGCACCAGCAGCAGCGGCGGAGGGGCCGGCGGGGAAGGGGAGCAGCCCGAGAGGAGCGGCGGUGGCCCAGGAAGGGGCCGGAGGAGGAGGAGGAGGAAGCACCGGCGGCGGAGGGGGAGGGCGCCCCGGACCCCCGAGGCCCCGGGGCCCGACCCGGAGUAUCUGCAGAGGCCCAGCUACUGCGACGCCGGCUUCGCCUUGGAGCAGAUCGCGAAGGGCAAGGCGACGGGGAGAAAGGCCCCGCUGUGGCUGAGAGCCCAGUUCCAGAGACUGCUCUUUAAGCUGGGCUGCUACAUCCAGAGGAACUGCGGCAAGUUCUUGGUGGUGGGCCUCCUCAUCUUCGGGGCUUUCGCCGUGGGAUUACGAGCCGCCAACCUGGAAACCAAUGUGGAGGAGCUCUGGGUGGAAGUUGGUGGACGAGUGAGUCGGGAGUUAAGUUACACGCGCCAGAAGAUUGGAGAAGAGGCCAUGUUUAAUCCUCAACUCAUGAUUCAGACACCACAAGAAGACUGUGCUAAUGUACUAACAACAGAAGCACUCAGACAGCACCUUGAUUCUGCACUUCAGGCCAGCAGGGUACACGUAUAUAUGUACAACAGACAAUGGAAAUUGGAACACUUAUGUCAUAAAUCAGGGGAACCAAUCACGGAAACAGGUUACAUGGACAAGAUUAUAGAACAUCUUUACCCUUGUUUAAUUAUCACACCUUUGGACUGCUUUUGGGAGGGUGCCAAGUUACAGUCAGGGACUGCAUAUCUACCAGGGAAACCCCAUUUGCAGUGGACCAACUUUGACCCCUUAGAGUUCUUAGAAGAGUUGAAGAAAAUAAAUUCUCAAGUAGAUACCUGGGAGGAAAUGCUAAAUAAAGCAGAAGUUGGUCAUGGGUAUAUGGAUCGACCUUGCCUGAAUCCUGAUGAUCCUGAUUGCCCUAUCACAGCCCCAAACAAAAAUUCAACCAAACCUGUUGAUGUAGCCCUUGUUUUAAGUGGUGGAUGCUAUGGGCUAUCCAGAAAAUACAUGCAUUGGCAGGAAGAGUUAAUCAUUGGUGGCACGGUUAAAAAUGGCACUGGAAAACUUGUCAGUGCUCAGGCUCUACAAACCAUGUUUCAGUUAAUGACUCCCAAGCAAAUGUAUGAACAUUUUAAGGGCUAUGACUAUGUUUCGCACAUCAACUGGAAUGAGGACAAAGCUGCUGCAAUUCUGGAAGCCUGGCAAAGGAUGUAUGUUCAGGUUGUCCAUCAAAGUGUUGCACAAAACUCUACUCAGAAGGUGCUUUCUUUUACUACGACUACUCUGGAGGACAUCCUAAAAUCAUUUUCCGAUGUCAGUGUUAUCAGAGUUGCCAGCGGCUAUCUUCUAAUGCUUGCCUAUGCCUGUUUAACCAUGCUGCGAUGGGACUGCGCUAAGUCCCAGGGUGCCGUGGGACUGGCAGGAGUCUUGUUGGUUGCACUGUCAGUAGCUGCAGGAUUGGGGCUGUGCUCAUUGAUUGGGAUUUCCUUUAAUGCUGCAACAACUCAGGUUUUACCCUUUCUUGCUCUAGGAGUUGGUGUGGAUGAUGUCUUCCUUUUGGCACAUGCAUUUAGUGAAACUGGGCAAAACAAGAGAAUUCCAUUUGAGGACAGAACAGGGGAAUGUUUGAAACGCACUGGAGCAAGUGUGGCCCUUACAUCCAUCAGUAAUGUUACAGCAUUCUUCAUGGCUGCCUUGAUUCCUAUUCCUGCUCUACGAGCAUUUUCCCUCCAGGCUGCUGUAGUAGUGGUGUUCAACUUUGCCAUGGUUCUAUUAAUUUUUCCUGCUAUUUUGAGUAUGGAUUUGUAUCGUCGUGAAGACCGGAGAUUGGAUAUAUUCUGCUGUUUUACAAGCCCUUGUGUCAGCAGAGUAAUUCAGAUUGCACCACAAGCAUAUACAGAGGCUGGUGACAACAUACGCUACAGCCCUCCACCUCCCUAUAGCAGCCACAGUUUUGCACAUGAAACUCAGAUCACAAUGCAGUCCACAGUCCAGUUGCGCACUGAAUAUGACCCUCAUACCCAGGUUUAUUAUACCACAGCAGAACCUCGUUCAGAAAUUUCGGUACAGCCGGUCACAGCAACACAAGAUAACCUCAACUGCCAAAGCCCAGAAAGCACAAGUUCAACACGGGAUCUCCUUUCCCAGUACUCAGAAUCUACUCUGCAUUGUCUUGAGCCACCUUGUACUAAAUGGACACUCUCCUCCUUUGCUGAAAAGCAAUAUGCACCAUUCCUGUUAAAUCCAAAAGCAAAGAUUGUGGUCAUUUUUCUUUUUCUGGCCUUACUUGGCCUCAGCCUUUAUGGAACCACCUGUGUGAGAGAUGGACUGGAUCUUACGGACAUUGUGCCACGGGAAACACGGGAAUAUGACUUCAUUGCAGCCCAAUUCAAGUACUUCUCGUUCUACCACAUGUACAUAGUGACGCAAAAAGCAGAUUAUCCCAACAUCCAGCACUUGCUUUAUGAACUUCACAAAAGUUUCAGCAAUGUAACAUAUGUGUUGUUGGAAGAAAACAACCAGCUUCCAAAAAUGUGGUUGCACUACUUUAGAGACUGGCUGCAAGGACUUCAGGAGGCUUUUGACAGUGACUGGAAAUCUGGAAAGAUAACCCUCAGCAGUUACAAAAAUGGAUCUGAAGAUGCUGUUCUGGCGUAUAAACUUCUGGUUCAAACAAUUUCAGGCGUCCGAGAUAAACCCAUUAAUAUUAGCCAGUUGUCUAAACAGCGCCUAGUGGAUGCAAAUGGAAUCAUUAACCCAAAGGCUUUCUACAUCUACCUGACAGCAUGGGUUAGCAAUGACCCCGUGGCUUAUGCGGCCUCUCAAGCCAACAUCCGGCCUCACCGUCCAGAAUGGGUCCAUGACAAAGCCGACUAUAUGCCAGUAACCAUCCCAGAAGCAGAGCCUAUUGAAUAUGCUCAGUUUCCUUUCUACCUCAACGGACUGCGUGAUACUUCUGACUUUGUGGAAGCUAUUGAGAAAGUGAGAGCAAUAUGCAAUAACUACACCAGCCUUGGGGUUCCCAGUUACCCAAAUGGAUAUCCAUUCCUCUUUUGGGAACAGUACAUUGGCCUUCGUCAUUGGCUUCUCUUGUCCAUUAGCGUGGUUCUGGCCUGCACGUUUCUGGUGUGUGCCCUCUUCCUUCUGAACCCCUGGACAGCUGGAAUCAUUGUUGUGGUGCUGGCUCUGAUGACAGUGGAACUUUUUGGCAUGAUGGGUCUUAUUGGAAUAAAGCUGAGUGCAGUGCCUGUUGUCAUCUUGAUUGCGUCUGUUGGAAUUGGAGUGGAGUUUACUGUUCACAUUGCCUUGGCAUUUCUGACUGCAAUGGGAGACAAGAAUCGCAGGGCUGUCCUUGCAUUAGAGCACAUGUUUGCACCUGUGUUGGAUGGAGCUGUGUCUACACUGCUUGGUGUCCUAAUGCUUGCAGGAUCUGAGUUUGACUUUAUUGUCAGAUAUUUCUUUGCUGUUUUGGCGAUUUUAACCAUCUUGGGUGCUUUGAAUGGACUGGUGCUACUUCCUGUUCUCCUUUCCCUAUUUGGACCAUAUCCUGAGGUUUCUCCAGUCAGUGGAAGGAGCACGUUACCAACCCCUUCUUCGGAGCCUCCCCCAAGCAUCGUGAGGUUUGCCAUACCAUCAACUCAUACUCAGAAUGGGUCAGAUUCAUCUGAUUCCGAGUAUAGUUCUCAGACCACAGUAUCAGGAAUCAGUGAAGAGCUCCAUCAGUAUGAGGCUACACAAAGAACAGGUGCUCCACUCCAUCAAGUAAUUACUGAAGCAACUGAAAACCCAGUAUUUGCCAGAUCCUCUGUGGUCCAGCCAGAGAUGCGGUAUCAUCAGCCAAAUCCAGGGGUACAGAUCAGCCAAGAGCCUGGAUUGCAACAAACAUGGCAUCAAAAUAGAAAACCCAAAAGAGAACCAAGGGAAGGACUCCGGCCACCCCCAUAUCGGCCACGCAGGGAUGCUUUUGAAACUUCUACUGAAGGGCAUUCCUGUCCAAGUAACAGGGACUGCUCUAGCCAGAGAGCUCGUUCUCAGAAUAUCAGGAACCCAGCCUUCACUGCCAUGGGUGCUUCAGUGCCACCAUACUGCCAGCCUAUCACUACUGUGACUGCCUCAGCUUCAGUUACUGUUGCUGUACAUCCUGCUAUGCACGGCCACAGUACUCGUGGAGGAGGUUUUCCAUCCUAUGAGGGAUACCAUGAAACCGACCACGGACAGUUUGAGGACCCUCAUGUGCCUUUUAAUGUUCGGUGUGAAAGGAGGAACUCUAAAGUAGAAGUAAUAGAACUGCAAGAUGUUGAAUGUGAGGAAAGGACUCGUGGCAACAACUUAGAUUAAGGGAAAUAACUGAAGCAAAGAAGAGGCCAAAGAUGGGAAACCUCCUCUUUCCAGAACUGCUUGAAGAGAAACUGCUUGAAGUUAUGGAAAAGGACAAUGCUGCAUCAGGGCAACAGUUCCCCAUUACUGUAACCUAUUGUAUUAUUUUGUGAGAUAAUUCUAUAAAUAUUUAAAAGAUGUACACAUGUGUAAUAUACCAGAGAAACCAUGUAAUGUAGUAUAAUCUGGAGUUAUUUUAACUCCUGUUUAACAGAGUGGGGACUAUUGUUUGUGCUCUGUACUUUUUGUACAUUGAUCUCUGUGCCACAACUAAGCUUAAUCUAGUCGUAAAUUUCAGCAUAUGUUGCUGCUGCUUAAAUAUUGUAUAAUUUACAUGUAUAAUUCUAUGCAAAUAUUGCUAAUGUAUUAGAAUUUUUUGUAAAGGAGUGUGUGAGAAUGAGUGUGUGUGCAUGUGUGGUAUUUUGUAAAGUAUUUUAAAAUUUUCAUAUCACAAACCUGUGGUAGUAUGAAAUGUUUCUGUUAAUUUUCAAACACGCUAUGCGUGAUAUUCUUUUUCUUUUUCUGAGUUAUUUUUUUAAUGAGCAUUCAUUAAGAGGAGUGUGUUAAUCUUGGUGAAUGAAGCAGGUGUAGCUGUGUGUGGAUUUGGGGGAGAGCGUUAUGUGUGAGCUUGUUACUCUGACUUUGUGGAGUAUAGACUAUUGUGAACUUCCAACACAUGCUCUACUGAAAUAAAUGCCACAUCUGUAAGUAAUCACUCAUGUGCCACUCCAGUACAUAGUCAGUGGCACAUGUGGAAGAAGAUUGUGCCUCAUACUUCUUGGCCUUAACAGUCCACCAAUGCUGGUUCAGCCUAUAGCCUUGCAUCCUUCUGUUUUUGCUUUUACUGACAUUGAAAACAGUAGGCCUUCCAUGCAUGCAGUCACAUACAGGGUCACAGUAAAUUUUGUAGAGAACCAGUGAAAGUGUUUGGGGGGAUCAACAGCUGCUACUGAUGGCCUCAUGCAAGAGAACAGACUCCUGCAUGUUUCCUGGGGCAGGUGCAUGGUCUACCCUCAUAACAAGAGCCCUGGAGUUACUUCAAGGGAGGGCUUAUAAAAUCUGUCACCUGUAGAAGACUCAGAGGUACAUACAGAAAACAUGCAAAUCAUUAACAGGUCUUCUUUAUACCCUUCAGCCUUAAUGUGGCACCCACUAGCGAGGGAGUGAAACGUACUUGUUGUGAUGUUUAAAAGUAGUUUCUUGUGGAUGUGUAACCUGUCAGGUAUUCCCACUGAAACAACACUGUGUUUAUAUAAGUCCCACUUGUUUCACUGAGCCUUUGGCAGAAGUUCUCAAGUGGAUUUGCUUGUGCACUUGGUUUAUCAAUAUGCUGGCCAGUUAGCUCCAGUUAGCUGCCCUCAUGUGAGUGGUGGCCCUAUGUAUAGAAUUUACCAGACUGAUGCUCUUCUGCUGAUUGGCGGUUCUGGUCAGUCCAGUGUGAUCAUCAUAUGUCAUGGCUAGAGCAGGAGGAAGGGCAAAUUCAGCUUUGGGAAUCAAUGUCAGUCAUAUUCCAGGGGCCCAUAUUGGGUUGGCCUUAGGUGACGAUGUCAACAAUUAGUCUUUCCAGUUCAGAGAUGAUUUGAAUUGAAUUAUACCUCUCCCAGGGUCAGCUUUUGCCCAUAGAUCUUUGUUCAGUCCUCUUAGAUGCCUAUCACUGUAACAUGUAAAGUGGUAUACACUUUUCUGUCCUUUGGCUUAACAAUUCUUUGAUGUGUUGUUUACAUCUAUCUAAAAUUUGCAUUUGAAAGAGAUGUGUCAUUAUUUCAGCAGUACAUAAGCUACUAUUUAGUGGAGCAACAAAGCUCAAGCUAUUGGUCCACUUUCCUUACAAACAUAAAACAUUUUGUGACAAAAUAAUACUGGGACACUUACUUUUUCAAAGGAUCAUGACCAUUACAUGUGAUUUAAAAAAAAACAAGUAACUGCGAUGUUGCUUGUUACAGGCUUUUUUUAAGAUGCUCAUUACUUUUUCUGUAGUCUCCCUGUUGAUUUAUAUUUCUUUUUAGUUACUUUUGCGGUCACACAAUCCAUCUAAAAUGGCAAUAAAAUCUUAAAAUUUGGGGAGAAAUCCACUUACCAGACCGCCAGAAGCAUUCCUCCCCUUAGUAAUGCACAGAAGUAAUGAGAAAUGUUCGUCAUUUAUGGGGGCAAAUAACAUUACCAAAUGUUACAUUACUUUCUAAAGGACCAUUGUCAUGCCCUUGUUAUAGGAAGCAAUAUUGUUGUUACAUGUUACUUCCCAUUCUGUAGCCCAAAGAAUUCUAGUAUCAAAUUCAGUAAAAGCAAUAUGGUGAUGUGCGAUUAUUUUUUUAAAAUCUACAUAAAAUUCUGAAGCAGGAUUAUAUGAUACCAAAUGCAGGCUAUCUUUUACUAUCACAUGUGGAAUCAUUACUCAUAUGCUGGUUUCCCAUUGAUAUUUCUUUAGGGGCUAUUAGUCACUUCUUGAUUAUUAUUCUUAUUCUUUGAACAGAAAAAUAAGAAGUCAAUAGACCCUUCUUCACCUUAGUCUCUCCCAUGUCUUUGUAUGUGAGGGGGGAAUUUCCCUCUUGUUUGUGAGGUGCUGUCCCUGGGUGCAUAGCAGAGACGAUUUUCUCUUCUUGUCACAUUGGCAAAAGGAGAUCUCAGUAGCUGGCUGGUUUUCUUUGUUUUGUUUUUUAAUGUUAAUUGUUGUUGAUAUUUAUAUUUUUGUAUCAUAAGAGUGUUUUCUUACAGUAUUUGUCAUGCCAGUUUAUAACAAACACAAUGCAGGGAUUUUAUUUCUAUUGGAAACACUAUUACAGCUAUGUUUUUACUUUUUAAUGGAAUUUUUAUUUGUAUAGAAUUCUUACUAAUGUUAAAUAGGGAGAGAGUAUAUAACAUUUACAUUAAGGACUCGUUUUGUAGCUUUUUAGAGCAAGGAGUUAAAAGGAAAAAAAUAUUCAGACUGGGUCUCACUGUCUGCCUGUUUUUAGCAGGAAUGGGUUUGUGUUUCAGUUCAAAGAUAAAAGUAUGCCAUAUAAUUUAUUUAUAUGAAAAUUUAUUUUUGUAGUGUACAUAGUAGUCCUCAAUUCUUUUGACAGAAUUAUAUUUUUAAAGAGUUUAUAUGUAAUGAUGAUGCCAUUAUGUUUUGGAACAUUGCUGAGACAUAAAUACAAUGCACACUUUUCAUGACAAAUCCCAUUUGCAAACAAAGAAAAGGUUAACAGUGUUAAAGAGAGUAGGGAUAUUUCAUGUCAUUCUGAACUGUUUUAGGUUUACUAUUUUUUUUAUCUAGUGUGAUUCUCAAUUUUAAAUCAUAAAUGGAAAUUUGUACAAACUCUCUAAACAUUAAUGUGCAAACACUGAUAGAAAUUCUAACAUGAAUAAAAAAUAUUAUAACUUA
Messenger RNA from Sceloporus undulatus (fence lizard), 8436 nucleotides. RefSeq names its product patched 1 (gene PTCH1). Gene Ontology annotation, cellular component: plasma membrane. The record is from RefSeq and is a predicted model, not a curated record. NCBI's taxonomy places the organism in Eukaryota, Metazoa, Chordata, Lepidosauria, Squamata, Phrynosomatidae. Gene Ontology annotation, molecular function: smoothened binding; hedgehog receptor activity; hedgehog family protein binding. The coding region runs from base 519 to 5036 and encodes 1505 amino acids. Gene Ontology annotation, biological process: smoothened signaling pathway. The transcript has 24 exons.